AUGUUCAUUCCGUUUGAAUGGCUUCAUUCCGAACUCAGCAACAUUUGUAGGUCCCUCUUGAGGGUGAAGCAGUUACACGCAUUCCUUUUGAAGACCCAUCUCUCAGAAGACCCUUUUUACGCAACAAAAAUUCUCAGGCAGUAUGCAGUCAACAGCGACAUCAACUCGGCCCAUCAUGUGUUCGACAAAACUUCCGACCGAAGUGUCUACCUUUGGAAUUCCAUGAUUCGAGCUUUCGCGCAGUCCCAAAGAUUUUUCAGCGCAAUCUCUCUGUUUAGAACCAUGCUUGGGGCUGACAUAAGUCCUGAUGGUCACACUUAUGCUUGUGUUAUACGUGCGUGUGCUGACAACUUUGAUUACGGUAUGCUAAGGCGUGUUCAUGGAGGUGCUGUGGCUGCAGGAUUAGGACUGGACCCUGUUUGUUGCAGUGCACUUGUGACUGCUUAUUCAAAACUUGGUCUUGUUCAUGAAGCGCGUAGAGUGUUCAAUAGGAUCACUGAACCAGAUAUAGUUUUAUGGAAUUCAUUGAUUUCUGGCUAUGGGAGCUCUGGUCUAUGGGAUGUGGGGAUGCAGAUGUUUAGUGCGAUGAAACUUGUCGGGAAGAAGCCUGAUGGAUAUACCCUGGCUGGGUUGCUUGUGGGUAUUGUAGAUUCUGGGGUGCUGAGCAUUGGCCAAGGAUUACAUUGUUUAAGUCAAAAGAGUGGGCUUGAUGCUGACUCUCAUGUUAGUAGUUUGCUGGUGAGUUUUUACUCGAGAUGUAAGUGUAUGGAUUAUGCAUACAGAGUCUUUUGCAGUAUUUUGAAUCCUGAUUUGGUCACAUGGUCUGCUCUUAUUAUGGGGUAUUCUCAGGCUGGGGUGUUUGAGAAAGUGCUGUACCUUUUUAGGAAAUUAAACAUGGAAGACAGGAAGGCAGAUACUGUCUUGGUUGCCAGUGUAUUGGCUUCUAUUGCUCGGACGGCAAAUGUAGGACUUGGGUGCGAGGUACAUGGAUAUGCUCUUCGGCAUGGAUUGGAACUAGAGCGGAAUGUUGUUUCUUAUAAUUCUGUAAUUUUGGCUUUUGGCUUGCAUGGAUAUGCUUAUGAGGCUUUUAAGGUGUUUGAAAAGAUGCUGGAAAAGGAUUGGUGUUUCAAAUGCAAAACCAUGUAUCAUAACGUAAAAUCUGAAAUAUAUUAA
Molecule: messenger RNA, 1173 nt
Organism: Vigna unguiculata (cowpea)
Lineage: Eukaryota; Viridiplantae; Streptophyta; Magnoliopsida; Fabales; Fabaceae
Product: putative pentatricopeptide repeat-containing protein At1g64310
Biological process (GO): RNA modification
Molecular function (GO): RNA binding; protein binding
Source: RefSeq, a predicted model, not a curated record